AUGAAGACAAGGGAAGAACACCGCCACUUUGCGAAGCAUCAUCUGACACAGCCCGCUAAGGCCAUCCGCUGUGAAAUAGGGCAGAGAAGGAGGCUGACGGACAGACGGUCAGUGGAAGUCUUCUCCUUUUCAUGGAUGCCAGGGUGGUCCUACUGCACCUAUGGACGGCCUGCGAUCAGCGGAGGGCCGGACGAGGCCGAUCGAGUCGCAAGAGAACACGGCUUCGUCAAUCUUGGCAAUGUAUUUGGAGAUUAUUAUCACUUCAAGCAUCACGCCGUGGAGAAGAGAGCUUUGUCGAGCCAUGCGACCACACACAUCCGACUACAAAAAGAUCCCCAGGUCCUGUGGGCGGAGCAGCAAGUGGUGAAGACCCGAAAGAAGAGGGACAUGUUUGAAGACCCCUCAGACCCAGACUUCCCAAAGCAGUGGUAUCUGUCCGACCCGGCACACCAGGACCUGCAUACCAAAGAUGCCUGGGCACAGGGCUACACGGGGAGAGGCGUGGUGGUGACGAUCCUCGACGACGGAAUAGAGAAAGAUCACCCAGACCUCAUCAAUAAUUAUGACCCUGAGGCAAGUUAUGACGUUAACGACGGAGACAGUGACCCUCAGCCGCGGUACACGCAGCGAAACGAGAACAGACAUGGGACUCGCUGCGCUGGAGAAGUCGCUGCUGUAGCAAACAACGACGUGUGUGGAGUGGGUGUGGCCUACAACGCCAAGAUCGGUGGUGUCCGCAUGCUGGACGGGGAUGUGACAGACGUGGUGGAGGCUCAUUCCCUCAGUCUGAACCGACAGCACAUCCACAUCUACAGUGCCAGCUGGGGCCCAGAGGACGAUGGCAAGUCUCUGGACGGUCCUGCCAAACUGGCCAUGGAGGCUUUCCUGCAGGGAAUCACACAGGGGCGUGGUGGGCUGGGCUCCAUCUUCGUCUGGGCCUCGGGGAACGGCGGGCGGGAGCAGGACAGCUGUAACUGUGACGGUUACACCAACAGCAUCUACACCCUGUCCAUCAGCAGCUCCACUCAGUCGGGGAACGUGCCCUGGUACAGCGAGCCCUGCUCCUCCACCCUCGCCACCACCUUCAGCUCCGGCAACCCGGGCGAGAAGCAGAUCGUGACAACAGACCUGAGGCAGAAGUGCACAGAGACGCACACCGGGACGUCGGCUUCGGCUCCGCUCGCUGCAGGGAUCAUCGCUCUGACGCUGGAGGCAAACAUGAACCUUACCUGGAGGGAUAUGCAGCAUCUGGUGGUGCGAACAUCCAUGCCCAGACAUCUGAGCACUGGAGACUGGAGGACCAAUGGAGUGGGACGCAAAGUAAGUCACUCGUAUGGAUAUGGCCUCCUGGACGCUGGGGCGAUGGUGGCUUUGGCACAGAACUGGACCUCAGUGGGACCACAGCAUGAGUGUGUGAUCAACAUGCUCACAGAACCUAGGGACAUAGGGAACAGGCUGGUGAUCAGCCGGAAUCUGGACGCAUGCUGGGGACGUGUGGACUAUGUCACCUCCCUGGAACAUGUGCAAGCACGCAUCACUCUGUCCCACAACCAGAGAGGCAAACUGGCCAUUCAUCUCCUCAGCCCUUUGGGCACGAGAGCCACCCUGCUCUUCCCCAGGCCUAAUGACAUUUCCUCAGAGGGUUUCAAUGACUGGGCCUUUAUGUCCACUCACUCCUGGGACGAGGACCCACAGGGAGAAUGGACCCUUGAGAUCGAGAACAUGGCAGCUAAUAGUCGUGACUACGGAGUGUUGAGUCAGUUUACUCUUAUCUUGUGGGGAACUGGGCCCAGUGUGGUGAACCCGGCCUCGUCGGACUUCCCUCGACCCUCUAACAACAGCUGCAAGACUUUUGAUGCUCAGCAAAUCUGUAUUGAAUGCAGCCCGGGAUUCUCACUCUUCCUACAAGGCUGUGUGAAGCUCUGUCCUCCAGGCUUCACCUCGGGACCUCAGCUGCUGAACUUGUCUCUGGAAAACUGGGUAGACCUGUCGUCUGUACAAGCCUGCCUUCCCUGUCACGCCGCCUGCCUCACCUGCUCCGGGCCUGGACCAGUGGACUGUCUGUCCUGCCCGUCUCACAGCCACCUGGUGCUCAGCUCCUGUUUGCACCAGAAUCAGGUGCAGCGUAAGUCUCCUUCAUCAGGAGGCAUCCAGAGAGAGAAGGACCCAGAGCUGUCGGGGGAGGGCCCUGCCUCAGACUCUGACAGUGGAGGUGGGGGCUCCUCUCCUCUGCCCACUGUGUUGGCUGUGCUUAGCGGAGCCUUCAUCCUGGCAGCGUUUGUUGGGCUCUUUUUGUUGCUGCAUAAGCGCAGGGGCCGUCCUGCCCCGAGCUGGAGGACCACACUGCCCUCUGUGUACUCUCACAGCAGGGGCAUUCGCCUGGGAUUUCACUGCAGCCAGCACUCCCAGAGCAAAGCUAAGAUCUGCUACAAGGGGCUCCCCACUGUGUGGGGCGAUGAGGACAUGAUCACUUACGAGUCUGAAUCAGACAGCGAGGAGGUAGAUGGCCACAGCGAGAGGACCGCUUUUAUCAAGACACAGAGCUCCAUUUAA
This is a messenger RNA of Knipowitschia caucasica, 2553 nucleotides long. The record is from the annotation of a GenBank genome assembly. Lineage: Eukaryota; Metazoa; Chordata; Actinopteri; Gobiiformes; Gobiidae.